This is a messenger RNA of Paramacrobiotus metropolitanus, 848 nucleotides long. RefSeq names its product fatty acid-binding protein-like. NCBI's taxonomy places the organism in Eukaryota, Metazoa, Tardigrada, Eutardigrada, Parachela, Macrobiotidae. Gene Ontology annotation, cellular component: cytosol; nucleus. Bases 102 to 500 code for a protein of 132 amino acids. The record is from RefSeq and is a predicted model, not a curated record. Gene Ontology annotation, biological process: fatty acid transport. Gene Ontology annotation, molecular function: fatty acid binding. The transcript has 3 exons.
ACCAUGAACUAAAGGGUGAAACAUUCUUUGUGCAGUUCCGUUCAGCUGUAAUAUUAUUCCUGUUAAAAUUUCCUAUUUUAGCAAACAAAUCUGUAGAAAAAAUGGCAAAAAUUUCUGGAAAAUACAAAUACUUGCGCGAUGAUGGUAAUUUUGGACGGUAUCUCCGUGUCACCGGGCUGAGCGAAGAACAUAUCGAGAUCGGGAAACAACUUUGCCCCAUCCUCGAAUUCAUCAAAUUUGGUGAUGAGUACACCAUGCGUAUCACCAGUGAGGUCAUCAGCAAGGAUGUCAAGUUCAAGCUGAACGAAGAAGUCAAGGGAAAGACACCCAGUGGCAAGACCAUCAAGGCCACUUACUCCUUGAACGGGGAUCAUCUGAUCCAGAAGCAGACCCUGGAGAGCGGAUUCACUGCUACCAUUGAUCACGAAUUCCGUGACGAUGGCCUAACCAUCCCUACAAAUGGCACGGUGGCAUUUGCGCUCGUCAAUAUCGCCGGGUAGAUUAUAAUCCACGAAAGCGACAGAAGUGUUGUGUUCUCGUGUGAUGUGAAUGCCGAAACGCCGUCUGGCAAAUUCACAAGAAAUAUACCGUGCAUAAUUGCGAUCUUGAGCGCAUCAACGCACGAAUUUUCAGCGAAAUACAGUAACAAUAAUUCUGCAGUAUAUAAAUUCUUGAAUUUUUCUUUAACUAGUCACGCAACUCAAGGGUAAAACUUCCAGCAAAAAACAUGUUAAAAAUUUCCACAAAAUAUAACUAGAGUCACUAAUUUUUGGAUUAGUAUCUAAACCGAUUCCGUGUGUUCCUGCACCCAGCGCUGCGCUUCGGCUUUGGCAUGUUCGAGCGUGGCG